CACAAUCUAGAAGCAAGACUGUGACAUCCCCCACCAUCAUAGCCACUUCCUCUUGAAUCAAGGAGGAAGGUCUUGUCUUCUCUCUUCAGAGCGGAGCCUGGCAUCUCCCCAGCACAGACGUUGAACAGAGCAGGCUCCUGAGGUCUCCAGGAUGCCUAACCCGGCCUCCUGGCCCCACCCUCCUGGUCCCCUCCUGCUGCUGACUUUACUGCUGGGACUCACAGGAGUGGCAGGUGAGGAGAAUGUGCAGGUGAUGCAGCCUCAGAAGUCCGUGUCCGUCGCAGCUGGAGAGACGGCCACUCUGCACUGCACUGUGACCUCCCUGGUCCCUGUGGGGCCCAUCCAGUGGUUCAGAGGAACUGGACCCGGCCGGGAAUUAAUCUACAAUCAAAAAGAAGGCCACUUCCCCCGGGUAACAACUGUUGCAGACCAUACAAAGGGAAACAGCUUGGACCAUUCCAUCCGCAUCAGUAACAUCACCCCAGCAGAUGCCGGCACCUACUACUGUGUGAAGUUCCGGAAAGGGAGCCCUAAUACGGAGUUGAAGUCUGGACCAGGCACUGAGCUGUCUGUGCGGGCCAAACCCUCCGCCCCCGUGGUGUCAGGCCCUGCGACGAGGGUCACACCUGAGGACACAGUGAGCUUCACCUGCGAGUCCCACGGCUUCUCCCCCAGAGACGUCACCCUGCAAUGGUUCAAAAAUGGGAAUGAGCUCCCAGCCCUCCAGACCACCGUGGACCCCGCAGGAGAGAGCGUGUCCUACAGCAUCCGCAGCACAGCCAAGGUGGGACUGACCCGUGGGGACAUUCGCUCUCAGGUCAUCUGCGAGGUGGCCCAUGUCACCUUGCAGGGGGACCGUCUUCGUGGGACUGCCAACUUGUCUGAGGCCAUCCGAGUUCCACCCACCUUGGAGGUUACUCAUCAGCCCAUGAGGGCAGAGAACCAGGUGAACGUCACCUGCCAGGUGAAGAAGUUCUACCCCCAGAGCCUACAGCUGACCUGGCUGGAGAACGGAAACGUGUCCCGGACAGAAACAGCCUCAACUCUCAUAGAGAACAAGGAUGGCACCUACAGCUGGGCAAGCUGGCUCCUGGUGAACUCAUCUGCCCACAGGGAUGGUGUGGUGCUCACCUGCCAGGUGGAGCAUGACGGGCAGCCGGCGGUCAGCAGAAGCCUUCGCCUGGAGGCCUCAGCCCGCAGGAAGGAGCAGGGCUCAGAUGUCACCCAUGGCCCAGCACUGGCUCCUACUGCUCCACUCCUUGUAGCUCUCCUCCUGGUCCCCAAGGUACUACUGGUGGUUGGUGUCUUUGCCAUCUACAUCUGCUGGAAACAGAAGGCCUGACUUUCCUUCACUCCUUCCCUGCCGUGUGAGAUCCUCGGUCUCUGCUGCCUCCCUCCUUCCUCUAGAGGCUCAGCCUGAGAGAAGGAGCUGGUGAGAAGACUCCUCAGACUGAGCUCCAAAUGCCUCCCUUCCCAGGACAUCUGCCUGCCCACAGACUCCUGUCGCUCCUUCACAAGGCCUUGAUGCUCCAGAGCAGGGUCUUUGUUCUUGGUCCUGAGCAGGGGACAUGGGAUUGGGCUGGAGGCACUGACUCAUGGCACCUCCCUAGAAUGUGAGAAACACGCCAAAUCUGAACACAUCAGGACUCCUCCCAUCCAUCGCCUUGGGACUGACUUUAUACCACAGACUCUCUCCAGGCUCUCAAGAGUUACGUUGUCUUCUGGAUUACUGCCUACCCCAACUCCCCAGCCUUGUUGAGGUUCUCUGUUGCCUCCUGCAUACACAUGAACCCCUGUAACAAUUUUAAGAAAAAAUGAUUCUCCUUC
Saimiri boliviensis boliviensis (Bolivian squirrel monkey) is the source of this 1827-nucleotide messenger RNA. RefSeq names its product signal-regulatory protein beta-1. Lineage: Eukaryota; Metazoa; Chordata; Mammalia; Primates; Cebidae. The record is from RefSeq and is a predicted model, not a curated record.